UGGCAGGCGACUCAGAGCCGGGAACCUUUCUGCAUCCCCUCUCUUCUCCCCCGCCCGUCUGCCUGCGGCUUAGCCCAGCCCAGCGCCUCUCAACUCCGUGCAUCUCGGCGCAGCGCAGCCUGGCGGAUCCGGACCCAGCGUCUCGCAGCGCAUCCCCAGCCCAGUCCAGCCCAGCCUCGCCUCCUCUAGCCUAACACCAUGGCAGAUGCUUUCGUUGGCACCUGGAAGCUGGUUGACAGCAAGAACUUCGAUGACUACAUGAAAUCCAUUGGUGUUGGCUUUGCCACAAGGCAGGUGGCCAGCAUGACCAAGCCCACCACCAUCAUUGAGGUCAGUGGGGACACCAUCACCAUCAAGACUCACAGCACUUUCAAGAGCACCGAGAUCUCCUUCAAGCUGGGAGUAGAGUUUGAUGAGACAACAGCUGAUGACAGGAAGGUCAAGUCUAUUGUCACACUGGAUGGAGGCAAACUUGUCCAUGUCCAGAAGUGGGAUGGGCAGGAGACCACACUCACUCGAGAGCUCCAGGGUGGAAAGCUCAUCCUGACACUAACUCAUGGCAGCGCAGUCUGCGUUAGGACCUAUGAGAAGGAAACAGCUUGAAGUCAGCCCACCUGCUCACUGUCAAUUCCUCUGCCGACGGCUACCACUGAACUCAACACCAGAUUGCCUCAUUUCUGUACCCCGUCCCCCUCCCCACCCCAGUGUUUUGUACCAAUUGACUCUGGUCAAGGAACCCUCCAGAAAUGGAAAACAUAUGGUGCUGUCCUGGUCCUGGUUGAAGCCCAUUCUGUAUUUUUUUUUUUUAAACUGCAUCUGAUGGCUGGUCCCAAGCCAAUAAAGCAGAUCCCACAGUCAGUCACUCAGAUGCAGCUGCUGCAUUACUGCCUUUGUUGGGGGGGUUUCCCAUAAGUGUGGCCUGGAGUGGCCAAAGAGGCUGCUGGGGCCUGAGUCAGGCCUUGGCCAAGUUGGUCAGGAGCCAAGCCCAAAUGGCAGUGAUUCCAAGCCCGAUGCAGCUGGAGCAGGACCACUGUCUAACGGAUAGACCCAAGGAAUAAAGCAGUCUUCUUGGUACACAUCCCCAAGCCUUCCCUUUCCCUCACUGCUUACCCCUUCUACACCUCAAUUCCUUGGGGUCUCUAAUCUCACCAAAUCACAGUGGGGAGGGGCCUCCACACUGCAGCAAGUUUCCUCUGCAUCCCCAAGAUGGGAGGGGGUCUAGAGACAGGAGCCACCCAAGCAGCCCACUGCCGUCCUGGUACUCUGGCAUAGCCAGGAAGCUUUCCUUACAUUAAGCUGUAGUCUGCUGGCCAUUGGUCCAGACAAGCAUCAUUCCCCUUAAGGCUUCUCUGAUAUACUGGCUUAUGGCAGGAUAGAAAAACUAGCAGUUUCCCAGGCUUAGCUACAACCUUUUCUGUCAGAUCUCUAAUUCUCAGUGCAGGAUGCUCAUGACAGGGCCUGGCUUUCCUGAGCCCCUUAGCCUUUUAUUUCACUGGUGGGUGCUCCCUGCCCAGACUUCAUAGUGAUGUGUUAACAGAAGGCUCCAAGCUCAGCCACUUCCACUGGGCAAUGCUUAUCCAGGUUGGGGAGGGGGAUGAGGGAGUCAGAACUUUGAGGGAGUUCCGACUUUGGUUUUUGUUAAACCAUUCCGAAGCAUUAAAGGCUCACUCCUCCUGUCAUCUUCCCUAUCCUGCCACAUACUUCCAGAGAAUGGAAGUUGUUUGCUAAUUAAAAGGGAAAUGUGUUAUACUAAAAGGUUGGGGAAUCCUAGGAAGGCUGGCUGUGGGACAGCGACCUGCUAAAACUGACUCCCUCUCUAAGGGAAGCCUCCACAACAAACACAGGGAAGGACCAGCAUCUAGCAGGGCAGACCCUGUAAAUUACCCAGAUAUGCAGGUUAAAGCUAUGAAAUUCCAGAAGAUGGUAAGUUUUUUAGAAAAUCUCCACCUUCAUAAAUUGUUUUUUGGAGAUUAGGUCUCAUGAUCUUGCCUAGGCUGGGAGUGCAGCAGCCACUCCUGGACCCAAUCCAACUACUGAUAAGCAGCACAGAAGCUGUGGCCUGCUCCUCCCCAACCUGGGUGAGAUCACUCUUCCUCAGGCAGCCUGGUAGCCCAGGGGUUCCUCACACUGGUCCCUGACUCAGUGUGGCCCUCCUGCAGCUCAGAAGUCCAGAGAUCAUAUGAUCCAUCGGCCUCCCUAAAAGUGUGG
Messenger RNA from Vombatus ursinus (common wombat), 2208 nucleotides. It is a transcript of the gene FABP3, whose product is annotated as fatty acid binding protein 3. Gene Ontology annotation, cellular component: nucleus; cytosol. Lineage: Eukaryota; Metazoa; Chordata; Mammalia; Diprotodontia; Vombatidae. Gene Ontology annotation, biological process: fatty acid transport. Bases 199 to 603 code for a protein of 134 amino acids. The transcript has 4 exons. The record is from RefSeq and is a predicted model, not a curated record. Gene Ontology annotation, molecular function: fatty acid binding.